AUGGGCAAUUGCCUAGAUGGCUUCCCCGAUGCGGCAGGGGAAUUUGAUAAGUCCUCGGCCGUUAAUAUUGAAGGGAGUUUUGUUUCCCUAUCGGAAAUGGCAGCUAUCGAAGCUGAUGGUGAUACACCGCUAAAUUCCCUGGAGGUCCAGACAGCUGCCCUAACCAAACGUAAAUUUGCCCAAAAAAUAGCUCAGAGUUUUGAACCAAAGAAGUGUAAAUCUAGUGAAGAAAAUAAUGGAAAUCAGAGCUUUCAACAGGGUCCAGUCAUCAAAAUGGAACGGGAAUUUGAGCUAAUCGAUGUCCAUGACGAGGAGGCGGAAGAAGAAGGUGACGGCGACGAUAUGCCGAGCACAUCAUGGAAUACUACUCCUGGCGAGAAUGAUUAUCAGUUUAAUGAUGACUCUUCGAUUAUACUGCUCGAUGAUUCCGAUGAGGAUGAUGAUGAGGUGGAGGCGGAAGAGGAUUAUUUUAAUAUGUCCAUGUCUCAAUAUAAUGUGGACUAUAACUAUGAGGAACAUGGUCUGGUAGAUUCCAUAGCUGGGAUCGAUGGUCGCAAGGAUAAUAAAUCACGCGAGGAAAGGCAGCAACAUCUAAGUUAUCUACUGUCCAAUUUUAUGCCGAUAAUCAAAUGUGAUCUUUGUACCCACAAGUGUAAAUCCUGGCCCGCCUUACAGGCCCAUUUCCUGCAGCGUCAUCCCACGGAACAGUGUUACAUUCCCUGUUGUGGCCGCAAACUCAAAGAGCACUGGACACUGAAGGAACACAUGCGUUAUCACAAUGACCCCAACACCUUUAAAUGUAAACUCUGCGGUCGGAUAAAUACCACGCGAUGUGCCCUCAAGCGACACAUUGAUGCCCAACAUCCGAGCUAUCAAAAGUUACGACACUUCUGCCCCAACUGUGAUAAAGGAUUCACAACGAAGAGUGGCCUUCGCUAUCAUUGCACAACGGUCCAUGAAAACUAUGGCAAACCCGAUUGUCAGAUACAGCCCGACGGCAGCACCCUCUACGUGUGUAAACAAUGUGGCCGUUCGUUUAAGAAUCAAGAAAUGGCACGAAAACACAUUUACUACAAUCACAGUCAGGUUGAUCGUUUCAAAUGUCCCACCUGUGGUUGUGUCUUUAAGAAAUCUCGACCCUAUCGCGAACAUGUUGCUUCGCACACCAAAAAAGAACUGUACAUCUGUGCCUACUGCCCCCAGAGGUUUACCUUCCUGAAUACGCUGCGCAACCAUCGUAAGAGUAAACAUCCGCUGGAAUCCGAUGAUAAUAGUUAUAUCGAAAUUUAUGAUGAAUAUGGACAGAUUUGA
Musca vetustissima is the source of this 1311-nucleotide messenger RNA. RefSeq names its product GDNF-inducible zinc finger protein 1-like. The transcript has a single exon. The record is from RefSeq and is a predicted model, not a curated record. NCBI's taxonomy places the organism in Eukaryota, Metazoa, Arthropoda, Insecta, Diptera, Muscidae. The coding region runs from base 1 to 1311 and encodes 436 amino acids.